Molecule: messenger RNA, 300 nt
Organism: Acanthoscelides obtectus
Lineage: Eukaryota; Metazoa; Arthropoda; Insecta; Coleoptera; Chrysomelidae
Source: the annotation of a GenBank genome assembly
AUGGCUUCUGCACGCGUUCCCGACAGUGUAAACUUUGCUGACCCCGAUUUCGAAGCCAAGGUCAUGCGCAUGCUGGAAUCACUAGACUCAGAUGUGGAUAUGUCCGACCAAGAUGAAGAUUACGUUGAAGAAAGUGAAUAUGAUACCGAUUCCGAAUUAGAUCUAGAACCGAAUGAAGAGUUUGAUCAAUCCAAUAAUCAAUCAGUACAAGUGAGUGACAACGACUCAUCGGAUAACGAAGACCCGAAUUAUUAUUAUGGUAAAAACCGCUUUAAAUGGUCUUAUACCGAACCAAAAUGA